This is a messenger RNA of Lepisosteus oculatus (spotted gar), 2116 nucleotides long. RefSeq names its product phospholamban 1 (gene pln1). Gene Ontology annotation, biological process: negative regulation of heart rate; negative regulation of calcium ion import into sarcoplasmic reticulum; negative regulation of ATPase-coupled calcium transmembrane transporter activity. Gene Ontology annotation, cellular component: membrane; sarcoplasmic reticulum. The record is from RefSeq and is a predicted model, not a curated record. Gene Ontology annotation, molecular function: ATPase inhibitor activity. Lineage: Eukaryota; Metazoa; Chordata; Actinopteri; Semionotiformes; Lepisosteidae.
CUCUCCCCCGCCUCCUGGUUCUGUUCCCAUAAACUCUGUGACAUAGUCAGACAAGCAGCCAGAGAACCUCUGGGUCUGUUGGACCAGGGCGCUUUCCCACAGUCCGCUGAGCUGUGUGUCCGCGAUCGGUCGGCCAGAGCAGGAGAACAACACACACUGGACGUUGGGCCAGCAACCACUUACUGGAACAAUUAGAGCCCCACGAAGCCCCUGGCUCACCAGAAGACACUGCACUCCUUCUCUCUUGCCUGCACUCUCUUCACUAACCUCCAGCCCCCCUGCACUCUAGUCCUCUAAUCUCACGUCCAGCAUGGAGAAAGUUCAGCACAUGACUCGCUCGGCUAUCAGGAGGGCCUCCACCAUCGAAGUGAACCCACAGACAAAACAGAACCUGCAGGAGCUAUUUGUCAAUUUCUGUCUCAUCUUGAUCUGCCUUUUGCUAAUCUACAUCAUUGUGUUGCUACUCUGAACCCCCCGAUCUUCACUGGACAGAGUCCAGCCGCCACCCAAUGGGAGGACCACCUGAGCACAUCUGUGAGGCUGCGGGCGGGGGGGGGGAGAACUGUCGUAGUUGAGCAACACGCGUGGGAUUUGUUCUGUAAAAAAUGUUGCAAAGGACAUUAUAGAAUUAAUCAAAACAAUAAUACAAAAAUGAUUUAUCUUUUAGAAUAAAAAGAAAAUUGUUUUGGUUAGUCCACCAUGCAUGAAGGGUUUUUUGUUUUUGCUCUUUUCCAAUGAGACUAAAAAUUAAAUAAAUUUUACAUGAAAUCACUUAAGAUUUGUACUGUGAAGGUCCGUUUCACUUUGCUUGUGAAACUUCGCUUUGCGUGCCUCACUGUAGCCUACUGCUGAGAGGGAAGCACAGUCACUCCCUGGCGAUAUUCCACCAGAGGCCUGGGCCUGAACGCUUCAAGCACACCUGCUCCCCCUUCACUCCACACCCUGCAGCCUGCAGCCUGCAGCACACGCUCGGACGCUGUACCAGUUUCACAGUCCGGCUCUUCUAGACCUCUGCUAGCACUAGCAGGGUGUGCGAGGGAAAAUGUGUGAAACACCGAGCAUCUAAGUGAGAAACUUUGCAACCAAACACUGGCUGAAAUAUACAACUUUCCUUCUAUGACACCAGUUUGUCUCUACCAAUAUUUUCAUGUUUCUAUUUUACCUCUUAAAAAGAUUUGCUAAUGAAUGCUUUGCAUGUCCUAUUUCAUUUCCCUUGCGUAUCUAUGAAUGUUAUGCCACACAUGGAAAUAUUAUCACUGUACAUAAUUCUUAAAUAACUUGACAGCACUUCCUUUGUAUCUAAACUUAACUGAAAUAUAUUUACAGCUAAGAUAUUGUUAAAAUAAAUCCCAAAAAAUACAAGAAACCAGAAAGAAAAAACAAGACAAUUUACAAAUCUACCAGACUGAUUGGUUUAGGUUUGCUUUGUACAGUAAUUACUUAAAAAUCCAAGGCCCAAUUAAAUUCUGUAUUUGUAUUCACACAUUAUAAACUAUGGAAAGGUUAAGUAUUACAUAUUGGCUCAAAUAUGAUGAAAUUGCAAUCACUGUAAAUACUUGAUUCAGGACCAUACAAAUUAUCAUAGAAACUGAGUCUUCUUCUCAGGCUAAUAACCAAUGUAUAUACUGUAGAAUCUUUAUGAAACCCAAGUUCUAUAUACUGUAUAUUGUUCUACAGCAACUACUCAAAAGCUGGAAUAAAACAAUUUUCACUUAUAGCACCCAAAAUUCAAAUUCAAAGGGAUACUUUUUCUGCCAGAAUGAUGGCAUUUAUAUCUGUAGAAUAUAUCAAAUUUGAAUACUCAAAAUGAAUAAUGUUACAUCUUUUUUAUCUUUAAAAAUGAUCUGUGUGUUUUUGCAUUCAGAUGCAGAGAUCAAUAUUACAAUUACACUACUUUAGUCAGAGGAGUCAUUUAACACAGAUGUUAGUGUUUUUACAACAUAAAGGCAGAAUGGUCUCCUCUUGCAUCUAACAUCUAUAAUAUGUUUUUUUCUGACUACUGUAUCUCACCCAUCUCUUCCUUGAAAGCAGAAAGCUCAGAUGGAUAGGUAGCUUUUCUACCACAAAAUUGAACAAAAUGUUAUUUAUGCUAAAUACAAAAGGUGUAUGUUGUUAA